Molecule: messenger RNA, 1205 nt
Organism: Tuber aestivum (summer truffle)
Lineage: Eukaryota; Fungi; Ascomycota; Pezizomycetes; Pezizales; Tuberaceae
Source: the annotation of a GenBank genome assembly
AUAGCACCUUCUCUAAGACCAGGCAUUUACGCCCCAACAAUGACCUUCUUCGACCCCGAAACCGAAGAUCUGGAUAUCCCCACUAUCAGGUAUCAUGCCGUACGCCUCGCGCAAGCCGGCCUAACUGGACUAAUAACCAUGGGCUCCAACGGUGAAGCUGUGCAUCUCUCCCAGUCCGAAAAGCAAGCCAUAACGCGCGCAACCCGUGAAGCCCUGGAUAAGGCGGGAUAUAAAGAUGUCUCAGUAAUGGUCGGAUGCAGUGGCCAAUCUGUCCGUGGAGCCAUUGAGCUCUGCAGAGAGGCCGCAGAAUCCGGUGGCGACUCGGCGCUCCUUUUACCACCAAGCUACUACAGGUACGCCAUGACGGAGGAAGCGAUCUAUUCCUACUUCACCAAGAUAGCGGAUUCUUCGCCGAUUCCCCUAAUCCUGUAUAAUUACCCCGGGGCCGUUGCAGGAAUUGACAUGGACUCGGACUUCAUACUGAAGUUGUCAGCACACUCGAAUAUAGUCGGGACUAAGUUCACCUGCGGUAAUACGGGAAAGCUCGCCCGAGUGGCGUUGGAGAUGGAUGCUGUCACCCCGACCAGCAAAGGAUCGGGGUACAUGGCCUUUGCUGGAAUGGCAGACUUCCUACUACAGGGAUUGAUGGUCGGGGGCUCAGGGGUCAUCGCUGGCGGGGCAAACGUCUCACCAAAAGCAUGCGUGAGAGUCUUUAACCUAUUCGCCGAAGGGAAAAUCGAUGAGGCGAUUGCAGCACAGAAGAAGUUGUCCAGAGGCGAUUGGGUGUUGACUAAGGCUGGCAUCCCCGGGACUAAGAGCGCCAUCAGGUCGUAUUUCGGGUACGGGGGGUACCCGAGGCAGCCAUUGCAGAGGCUAUCGGCCCAAGAGGAGGAGGAUAUCGCGGAGAAGAUCGGGGACUUGAUGGAGUGGGAGAGCAGUUUAUAAUUGUGCAGUUCUUGUGGUUGUGAUUGCAGAGGGUAGGAUGAUGGGCCCAAAGCCUGGGAACAUGGGAAUACUCAUUUUAUCUUGCCUGUUUAAAGUUGCUGGAUUUUCAUUUCUUCUCUUUGAGGUGUUGUAAUUCGUAUGAACCCCUAAUGGAUCAUACCGGAGAGAACAGUUUUAAAACUCUGUUUGAGCGAAGUAUGGCAUCUCAAGAGCACUUUUUUGGAGCAUGAUUAGAGAUUAUAUGGGAACCUCCUCUUUUU